AGCAAUCCAUGCGCAUGGUUUAUUCUACUGCUUAUCGCUCUUCCCCAGAUUCUACUCCACGCAACUCAAUCGAACUCUGAGGGAAUGUGGAGGUCCCAGACCCUCGGGAGAGGGAUCGGCACAAUCCCCACGAGCGAGCCCUCGACAGCGGCAAUUGAGGCCGAGGACCUCAACUCGACCAUGAGCAAUGACGAGGGAUCCAGUGGCGAGGAUUCCAGGCUCACCAGCUCCAAUGGCCCGACGAGGAAGCGGAGGAGGGAGAGACACCAAAAGAUAUCGUGUGAGAUGUGCAAAUCCCGCAAGGUAAAAUGCGACCGUGCUGAGCCGGCAUGUUCGUGGUGCGCCCGACACAACCGCGCCUGCGUCUACCUUGAGAGACAGAAGCCGGGGGCGGCUCGCAAUGGCUUCAGUCUUGAGCUCGAGGCCAAAGUCAAUCGCAUCGACGCGUUACUGCAGGCCCUGGGACGUCGUGUUGAGGAGCACAUUGUGCAGGAUCACACGGCGGCUUCACCGAGCCUCGCGUCUUCCACCACGAAUAAUCUCCAAGGCGAGAGUCAAGAUGGUAGUCGACUUACGCCUACAAGUCUCCCGAGAACCUCUUCAAUCUCGCAGGCCAGGUCACCGAGUUUGUCCAGUACAACAUGGCAACCUGGCAUCCAACCUCAGCAGCCACUGGUGAUGACCAGUUUGGAGGGCCCUACCCAACCGAUCAGUUCUCCAAAUGCCUCUGGAUUUCGAAAAGACCCUUCCCUUCACUCCUUCAUCAUUGAUCUCCCACCUCACGACGUCGUCUACACCCUCGUGGACCUCUACUUCAAGCACUGCAACACGUGGUGUCCCAUCCUUGAUCGAAAAACGACGUUUGCUAGCUUCUUCGGGCCGACAUUGAUGGAGGAAGCCGACAGGAUUUUACUCUAUGCAAUCGUGGCAACGACGCUGAGGUUUCUCAAAGAUCCAAGGAUGUCAUCCGAGAUGCGGACAUACUACCAUGCCGUGGCUAAGCACACGGUGCAGAUAUACGCCAUGGAACAUAUCAGUGUACCUGCUCUAAGAGCUCUCGUCAUAAUAACCCUGGACGAACUGGGAACAUCAAACGGCCCCCGUGGUUGGAAUCUCUUGUCAUUACUAUCACAAAGCGUGAGACAACUCGGCAUAUGUGAAGAAAGCACCGUCUUCCUGUCGGCCGAGGCGUCAGAAACUCCGCAUACCGGCUCCAUGAGAAGAGUUGCAGCUGGAAAGCCCGAGUCCUGGAUUGAAGACGAGGGGCGGCGACGGCUUUACUGGAUGAUAUACCUCCUGGACCGUUAUGCAACAAUAGCCACGCCGACGUUUGACUUUAUGCUCGACAGCAAGAAAGUCACACGUUUCCUCCCUUGUUCAUACGACUUGUUCUCCAAGAACGUGCCGGUAGAGACGAGGGCUUUUCACCCAAGUGACGAUCAGCAGAGAGAAUACCUCGUCAACAAACCCGAAAACCUCGGCAGCUUUACCUACCAUUGCGAGAUUCUCAUCAUCCUUAGCAAGAUUCACGAGUUUCUCAAGACGCCAAUUGAUGUGUCUUCUACAAAGGACAUGGCUGAAUGGCGAAACACCUACCAGACGCUUGACCGAUCACUGGAUGGCUGGCUGCAGAGCUUACCGAGUGAAUACAGCAAGAUAUCUGCUCUGUGUCACUCUGAUCCUGCAAGUCGUGUGGCCAACUGGUUCAUGUUGCAUAGCGCAUACGUUACUUCUGCAGUACGGCUUCAUUCUUCGGCGGCGUAUCCGACCGUCAGGUCUCACAUAUUCGUACCCUCUCACUACGCAAUGCAGAGGUGCUUGUCUGCUGUACAAAGCCUUGGAGACAUUACCCGUGACGUCUCUGAAGCAGAUGGCUUGAAUCUUCUAGGGCCUCCUUUUGCAUUUUCGCUCUGGGUGGCUGGUCGAUUGCUGCUGGUUCAUGCCGCUGCGGUUGGAUGCCCAGUUGAUCCUCUGAUUGACUUCUUUAUUGAUACGCUUCGCAAUGUCGGCCAACACUGGGACGUCGCAAGCAACUACUCCAAAAUUCUGAGCCGACUUGUCCAACGGGGAAGACAGGGUGACAUGAGCUUCGCCGCCAUGAGACGGAGCGCGUAUGACCUGGUGACACUCACAUCUACAGCUCGACACUCGAGCCUAGAGCCGACAUCAACCCAAGUCACAUCUCUCAGCGAGCUCGACAACAUUGAUGUCUUUGACUUUUUCAAUUAUCCCAGAGUUUCCAAUCAGAGCACGGCGAACCUGGUCAUUCGACCCCAGACCAUGAAUAAUAUUCAAGGAGACUCGACGAGAAACGGCAUACCUGAUCCAGAGGCAGAUUGGUUAGCUUAUGGGGGGUCGCUUUUCAACUAA
This is a messenger RNA of Fusarium keratoplasticum, 2370 nucleotides long. Its product is annotated as Zn(2)-C6 fungal-type domain-containing protein. NCBI's taxonomy places the organism in Eukaryota, Fungi, Ascomycota, Sordariomycetes, Hypocreales, Nectriaceae. Gene Ontology annotation, cellular component: nucleus. Bases 85 to 2370 code for a protein of 761 amino acids. Gene Ontology annotation, molecular function: DNA-binding transcription factor activity, RNA polymerase II-specific; zinc ion binding; DNA binding. The record is from RefSeq and is a predicted model, not a curated record. Gene Ontology annotation, biological process: regulation of DNA-templated transcription; DNA-templated transcription. The transcript has 3 exons.